Molecule: messenger RNA, 1476 nt
Organism: Vidua chalybeata
Lineage: Eukaryota; Metazoa; Chordata; Aves; Passeriformes; Viduidae
Gene: TH
Product: tyrosine hydroxylase
Exons: 13
Coding region: 1-1476 (491 amino acids)
Biological process (GO): dopamine biosynthetic process from tyrosine
Cellular component (GO): axon; cytoplasm; perikaryon
Molecular function (GO): iron ion binding; tyrosine 3-monooxygenase activity
Source: RefSeq, a predicted model, not a curated record
AUGCCAACCCCGAACAUCUCCACCUCUGCAGCUAAAGGCUUCCGCAGGGCGGUGUCGGAGCUGGACUCCAAGCAAGCUGAGGCCAUCAUGUCUCCACGGUUCAUUGGGAGACGUCAGAGCCUCAUUGAAGAUGCCAGGAAGGAAAGAGAGGCUGCGGCUGCAGCCACUGAUGCCACAGAGUCCACAGAGACCAUUGUAUUCGAGGAGAAGGAUGGGAGAGCCAUGCUGAACCUCUUCUUCAUGCUCAAGGGAGCCAAGACUUCUCCACUGUCCCGUGUCCUUAAGGUAUUUGAGACAUUUGAAGCUAAAAUUCACCACCUGGAGACCAGGCUUAGCCGAAAGCGCCGUGAAGGGAUCGCUGAGCUGGAAUACUUUGUGCGCUGUGAAGUCCACAGCUCUGACCUCAAUACUUUCAUUAGCUCCAUCAAGAGGGUAGCAGAAGAUGUAAGGACCACUAAGGAAGACAAAUUUCACUGGUUUCCCAGAAAAAUCUGUGAAUUGGACAAGUGCCACCAUUUGGUCACCAAGUUUGACCCUGACUUGGAUCUGGAUCACCCGGGCUACUCUGACCAAGUAUAUCGCCAGAGAAGGAAAUCAAUAGCAGAGAUUGCUUUUCACUAUAAGCAUGGGGACCCAAUCCCUCAUGUGGAGUACACGGCGGAGGAGACAGCUACCUGGAAGGAGGUGUACAGCACCCUGAAGAGCUUGUACCCCACCCAUGCCUGCAAGGAGUACCUUGAGGCUUUCAGUCUACUGGAGAAAUUCUGUGGCUACAAUGAGAACAACAUCCCUCAGCUGGAGGAGGUUUCCCGCUUCCUGAAAGAGAGGACCGGCUUCCAGCUCCGGCCGGUGGCCGGCCUGCUGUCAGCACGGGACUUCCUGGCCAGCCUGGCCUUCCGCGUCUUCCAGUGCACGCAGUACAUCCGUCACGCAUCCUCACCCAUGCACUCCCCCGAGCCGGAUUGCUGUCACGAGCUGCUGGGGCAUGUCCCAAUGCUGGCUGAUAAGACAUUUGCCCAGUUCUCUCAGGACAUUGGGCUGGCAUCUCUGGGAGCAAGUGAUGAAGAAAUUGAGAAACUAGCAACGCUUUACUGGUUUACAGUGGAGUUUGGGCUCUGCAGACAGAAUGGAAUAGUCAAAGCCUACGGAGCCGGGCUCCUCUCUUCCUAUGGCGAGCUCAUACACUCCUUGUCAGAUGAACCAGAGGUGAGGGACUUCGACCCUGAUGCUGCAGCUGUUCAGCCCUACCAGGACCAGAACUACCAGCCUGUUUAUUUUGUGUCUGAGAGCUUCAGUGAUGCCAAAAAUAAAUUGAGGAGCUAUGCGGCGCACAUCAAGCGGCCCUUCUCGGUGAAAUAUGAGCCCUACACCCACAGCAUCGAGCUCCUGGACAGCCCCCAGCUGAUCUGCCACUCCCUGGAGAGCGUAAGGGAUGAGCUUCACUCGCUGAUUAAUGCGCUCAAUGUUAUCAGUUAA